Cydia pomonella (codling moth) is the source of this 2922-nucleotide messenger RNA. RefSeq names its product gastrula zinc finger protein XlCGF57.1-like. The transcript has 5 exons. The record is from RefSeq and is a predicted model, not a curated record. Gene Ontology annotation, biological process: regulation of transcription by RNA polymerase II. Gene Ontology annotation, cellular component: nucleus. NCBI's taxonomy places the organism in Eukaryota, Metazoa, Arthropoda, Insecta, Lepidoptera, Tortricidae. Gene Ontology annotation, molecular function: RNA polymerase II transcription regulatory region sequence-specific DNA binding; zinc ion binding; DNA-binding transcription factor activity, RNA polymerase II-specific. Bases 687 to 2114 code for a protein of 475 amino acids.
AGUCCCUAAUCUAUCCGGUGGCGCUAGGUAGGCUCAUGCAUUACAUGAACAGAUUUGCUAUGCUCCGAACAACGUGGUUCAUUUGGAAUAAGAGGUCUAGGAGUUGGCUCUGCGGUUACGUCUGGAGCUACCGCGCCUACCGCGAACAACGUUCGACGAGCUGCCUCCCUGUCAGUGAGUGUUACACUUACGUACGAAUUUACAAGUGCGACAAAGAGGCAACCCGUCGAACGUGGUACGCACCGUUGACAUUUGGGGUUGUGUUAGUCGUAAUAAAUUGACAUGGUAUGAGAAUAAAGUAUAAACCUGAAUCUUAGGCUUUAUAAUUAUAAAAGAAACAAUAGGGAAUAAUUAAAUGACAAAGUCAAAUUAAUGACUGCUUCAAUUUCAUUUUUGCGUCCAACCUUGGUCCAACCCAUCAUUUAUUCUACCACACCAUACAAUUAAAUUGUCAAUUUAUUCCGAUUACGCGUCAAAUUGUCCCGUAUAAAGUGCUAAAAUGUAUAGUCUGUGAUAUCUGUCAUCUGUCAAGAGUGUAUUUCUAACAUUUCUGUAUUUACGUGGUAUUUACUUGGUAUUUACUACAACGUAGUGGCAGUGACUAUAUUCUCUUAAUAUUUAUGGACGGCGGCGCCGCGGCGGAUUGACGAGUUCAUAUUUACCGAUACAACGUAGCGGUUGUCGUGAUGGACGUGAUGCAUGCGUGUCGCUGCUGCCUUCGGUGUCCAUCUGACAAAGACCUGGAGACGCCGUACACAUAUCUCGGCAAAACGGAGAUAUAUGCCGACAUGAUCAAAGAGUGUUUUGAUAUACAUCUGGUACUGGGCGGCUCGGGCUCGUGCGGUAUCUGCUCGGCUUGCGUCGGCCGCCUGCGAGACGCGAGCGACUUCAAGCUGCAAGUGCAGCGCAGUCAUGCAGAGUUGCAGGCACUGCUUGUUAAAGCGGAGUCUGCAGUCAAACCAGAGCAGGCUGAUGAUAGCGCGGAUGAUGACUCAGUGUUGGAUAUGUUAUAUGAAGACCCGCUCGCCAAGUCGGAGACGGAUGAUGUGAUGAGUGACGGCCACUCGUCAGCGGCGGAGUGUUCGGACGGCAGCGCCGCCCGCGCCAGGGAACAGCUCGCGACGGCUUGUUCCGUGGUGCUCGAGCGCCUCCGCGGCGACGCCACUGCGAACAGCGGAGGCAAACCAUACAGCUGCGAUCACUGUGGCAUGCAUUUCAGAAACAAGACUUUUUUAAGAAAACACAUAGCAAGCACACACCUGUCGACCGGACCAAAACCAUUUGCUUGUGAUUUUAGUAGUACUACUUUUCAAACCAAAUCGCUUGAAAUCGAACACGAGAAAAGCAAACACGGUAUUACAAAUUUAAUGUGUGCUGAAUGCGAGUAUACAACAAGUUCCAAGAAAAGUUUAGAGACUCAUAUAAAGAGUCACUCGGUUGAGAAUAACUUUAAGAGUAGUCACUAUAAAGACAUAAGGUCGUGUGAAAGUGAUUUACACAAACACCAAUCAAUACACAUUGAUGGAAAGCCUUUUAACUAUAGCGACUACAAUUUGAAAUGCAAUCAGAGAACAAACCAGAUGAUACAUACUGGAAAGAAGCCUUUCACAUGUAGCUACUGUGGGAACAAAUUCAGUCGGAAGUCACAUUUAAAACUGCACCUGAUGAUACACACCGGGGAAAAGCCAUUUAAAUGUAGCAAUUGCGAAUACAAAUGCAGGCGGAAAGAUCACUUGCUAACUCACCAGAAGAUACACACCGGAGAGAAGCCGUACACAUGUAGUUAUUGCGGCUUUAGGUGCAAUAAUAAGUCAAACUUACUAAAACACAAAAAGAAACAUACUGACGAGAAGUAUUUUCAGUGUAGCCACUGUGAUUACAAAUCCACUCUGAAAUUCACGUUAAAAAGACACCAGAGGAUACACACUGCUGAGAAGCCGUACUCAUGUAGUUAUUGCGACUUUAGGUGCAAUGAUAUGUCAAACUUACAAAAACACAAAAAGAAACAUACUGACGAGAAGUCUUUUUAUCAGUGUCGCCACUGUGAUUACAAAUCCAAUCUGAAAUCCACGUUAAAAAGACACCAGAUUAUACACACUAAAGCAAAGCCAUAAAAACUAACGAAAACAUCAUAAUGUAAUUAAUUUUAUUAUGUAUUCAUUAAUUAUUUAUUAUGAAUUUCAUUAUCUGGAGUUUAAUUUUAUUUUAAUUUAUUGUAAUAAUUCAUAGAUAAUAUUUUUUGACGAGUAUUCAGUCGCACAAAAUGACAUGCAAAUUUUACAAAAAUAUUAUCUAGCAUACACUAUCGCUACAAAACAACACCACUGUAUUUUAGAAUUAAGUUUUCUCGCAAAUAAAAAAUCUUUAUCUUUAAAGUUUGUUUGGCGUGAAUGAUACAACGGUUGUUGUCUAAAAACAAAUAUAUUCUGAUAGAAUAACGCGUACAUGCUAUGUAUGUACACUACACAUACGUACAUGUGGCGGUGGGGCAUAGUACACACACUACACCUUGAAGAAAAAAAAGAUUAAAAUAUAAAACAUAAUCUAUUUCGUUUUACGUAAGCACUGAAUAAAUUUAAUAAUAAUAAUAAUACAAGCAUUACAAAAAAUUCAGUGUAGAUGUAAACAAACUUAUUACGAUAAUAGCGUAGGUAGGUAGCAGAUACAUUAAAAAUUUAAACGAAAAUUAGACAUAAAUGAAGCACCAAUGUCCAAUUCAAUGUUUAGUUCCAAUAAAAUAUAUACAUUAAUGUUAAAAUGUUAUAAUUACGCACGCUUUGAUGACGAAACGAUACAUUUUAUAUUAUUUAUUUUACAUAAUUAAUAUGAUAAAAAUAUAUUUUAAAACUUUAUAAUAAGUACAUGUAAAAAAACUACAAAAAUGUUAACCCGAAUCAAUAAACAAAAAUAUUUAAUGCUGUA